AUGGAGUCUCGAGUCGCGGACGCCCGGGCCGGCCAGGCUGAGCGCACAGCGGGCAAGGGCCGGACAAGCUGCGGCGCCGCUCAGGGACCCGCAGUCUCGGCGCCCUUGGGUGCUGCCCGGUGGAAGCUCCUGCGGCAGGUCCUGAAACAAAAACACCUGGAUGAUUGUCUACGACAUGUAUCUGUAAGAAGAUUUGAAUCAUUUAAUCUGUUCUCAGUAACAGAAGCCCAAAAAAGGGAAACUGAAGAGGAAGUUGGUGCCUGGGUUCAAUAUACAAGCAUCUUCUAUCCUGAAUACAGUAUUUUCGUAAGGCAUAAUAGUGGAUCUUUGAAUGUGGAUGAUGUUCUUACCAGCUUUGACAAUACAGGAAAUAUUUGCAUCUGGCCGGCUGAAGAGGUUUUGGCUUACUACUGCCUUAAGCACAGUGAUGUAUUCAGGGACCUUGCUGUGUGUGAGCUAGGGGGUGGCAUGACAUGCUUGGCUGGGCUCAUGGUUGCUAUUUCUGCAGAUGUCAAAGAAGUUCUGUUAACUGAUGGGAAUGAAAAGGCCAUCAGAAGUAUCCUUAUUCAGAUAGAAAACGGUCAACGAGGGACACGUUUGAAGAUCAGUGCCCUACAGCAAGGCUACAACCAGGUGCUGAGCCAGACCCUCCCUGAGAGAAACUUAGAAAUCACCUCCCUGAAGCACGAGGCCGAGAACUUAAGGACGGAGGCCACCAUCACGUCAGAGAUGGUGUCAUCUUUGCAAAGAGAUGUGUUAGUAAAGGAUGGUCAAGUUCAACAACUACAACAGGAGGUGAAUCAACUGAAAAGUGAGAACAAAGAAAAGGAUCACCAGCUCGAAGCCCUCAGCUCCAGAGAUAAGAUUUCUCAGUAUUUGCAUGAUGUGCCUGUUUCUGUGAGUCAAGCAAAUCCAUGA
Molecule: messenger RNA, 918 nt
Organism: Mesoplodon densirostris (Blainville's beaked whale)
Lineage: Eukaryota; Metazoa; Chordata; Mammalia; Artiodactyla; Ziphiidae
Product: calmodulin-lysine N-methyltransferase-like
Exons: 2
Coding region: 1-918 (305 amino acids)
Cellular component (GO): cytoplasm
Molecular function (GO): calmodulin-lysine N-methyltransferase activity
Source: RefSeq, a predicted model, not a curated record